Messenger RNA from Eruca vesicaria subsp. sativa (arugula), 1604 nucleotides. The record is from the annotation of a GenBank genome assembly. Lineage: Eukaryota; Viridiplantae; Streptophyta; Magnoliopsida; Brassicales; Brassicaceae.
AAUUUUAUACAUCCCCUUGGAAAGGAAAGAAUAAAAGUCAGCUGCUUUUAUUUUUCUCGGUUCGGAUUUUACAAAUCGAACAAAGUCUUUGGUUCCUCUCUAUCUUCCUCUGUUAUUCGGAUCUGUAAAUAAGAAAAAAGAUGAUAUUCACGAGGGGUAUUGCUCGGAAGAUUCUGAGAAACCGCAGCUUCUAUGGCUCCUCCUCUCGAUCUCUUGUCGCCUCGAAUCACUUACCCAUCAUCUCCCAUCAGGGUCACUCGUCUUCUUGUUCCGAAUCUUCACACAAGUAGGGUUACGUUUGCAGAGGUACUACUUAUUCAUUGACUUCUCCUGUUUUUGGGAGCUUUAGACAUCAACUCUAUCACCAGAGCAGCUCUGUUGUUGAGGAGGAGCUUGAUCCGUUUUCGCUUGUAGCCGAUGAGCUGUCACUUCUUAGUAAUAAGUUAAGAGCCAUGGUAGUUGCCGAGGUUCCGAAGCUUGCCUCUGCGGCUGAAUACUUCUUCAAAAGGGGUGUGGAAGGCAAACAGUUUCGUCCAACUAUUUUGCUGUUGAUGGCGACUGCUCUGAAUGUACGCGUAACAGACGCAUUGGCUGCUGAAUCAGCAGAUAUAGUCCCAUCUGAAUUACGCGUAAGGCAACGGGGUAUUGCUGAAAUCACUGAAAUGAUACAUGUUGCAAGUCUACUGCACGAUGAUGUCUUGGAUGAUGCCGAUACAAGGCGUGGUGUUGGUUCCUUAAACUUUGUAAUGGGUAACAAGAUAUCGGUAUUAGCAGGAGACUUUUUGCUCUCUCGGGCUUGUGUGGCUCUUGCUGCUCUAAAAAACACAGAGGUUGUAUCGUUACUUGCAACUGUUGUAGAACAUCUUGUUACCGGUGAAACCAUGCAAAUGACUAGCACAACCGAUCAGCGUCAUAGCAUGGACUACUACAUGCAGAAGACAUAUUAUAAGACGGCCUCACUAAUCUCAAAUAGCUGCAAAGCAAUCGCGUUACUCGCUGGACAAUCAGCAGAAGUUGCCAUGUUAGCUUAUGAGUACGGGAAGAAUCUGGGAUUGGCAUUCCAAUUGAUAGACGACGUUCUUGACUUCACUGGCACAUCAGCUUCUCUUGGAAAGGGAUCCUUAUCGGAUAUCAGCCAUGGAAUCAUAACAGCUCCAAUUCUCUUUGCCAUGGAGGAGUUCCCACAACUACGCACAGUUGUUAAUCAGCUUGAAAAAGAUCCAACAAAUGUUGACAUUGCUUUAGAGUAUCUUGGGAAGAGCAAGGGAAUACAAAGGACAAGAGAGUUGGCUAUAGAGCAUGCAAAUCUCGCAGCAGCAGCAAUAGGGUCUCUACCUGAAACAGACGAUGAAGAUGUCAAGAGAUCGAGGCGUGCACUUAUUGACUUGACCCAUAGAGUCAUCUCCAGAAACAAGUGAAGAUACACAAUACAAACAAUUGUCAUAACUUACAAUUUCAUUCGAUUCCAUUUGUAGGAUUUUGUUUUUUUUGUUCAACUCUUUUCACGAAAUGAUUUGUUGGACAAGAAGUGGUUUUCAUUUUAAACAAAACAUAAAUGAAAAGAAGAACAGUGACACUGCUAGUGCUUGUGAAAUCAUUCUCUG